This is a messenger RNA of Salvia miltiorrhiza (redroot sage), 2953 nucleotides long. Its product is annotated as nudix hydrolase 3. Gene Ontology annotation, cellular component: cytoplasm. Lineage: Eukaryota; Viridiplantae; Streptophyta; Magnoliopsida; Lamiales; Lamiaceae. Gene Ontology annotation, molecular function: dipeptidyl-peptidase activity. The record is from RefSeq and is a predicted model, not a curated record. The transcript is spliced from 21 exons. The coding region runs from base 352 to 2691 and encodes 779 amino acids.
GAAUCUUGGGUGAUGAGGUGUAUAUUUUCCUAGUAAGUUUCCUUGGCCACAUUUUACAAAUUCUUUGAGGUUCAUUGUUAAGAAUCCUAAUCCAAUCACCACGCGUCUUCCAAUUCAAAAAUUUCCACAGAAAAUGAAUAAAAUAUUCUCAUAAACAAUUGUUUCUGCAGAUAAAGUCCCUUUUCUGCCGGGAGAAAUGAAUGCAGUAAUUUAAUCCCAAGUUGAGCCAUUUUGUCAAUUAUUCCCAUAAUUCAAAAGGAAAAAUUGUUGAUUCUUCCACUAAUCCACCAUCGCUUCUUAACCCAAUUUUCCUCUCCUCUUUCUGACAUAUUAUCAAACAAAUUCAAAGCAAUGUCUACUCAUUUGAGUGAGCAGGUUGUCCAAGUAGAGUAUCUUGAUGUCCUCACCAAGACUGGAGAGAAAACUGGCGUUUCAAAACCCAGGGGUGAUGUCCACAGAGAUGGUGACUAUCAUCGAGCUGUACAUGUGUGGAUAUUUGCUGAGAGUACGCAAGAACUCCUUAUUCAACUUCGUGCUGAAUGCAAAGAUUCCUGGCCUGGCCAUUGGGACAUCUCUAGUGCAGGUCAUAUCUCCGCAGGAGAUUCAUCUCUUGUCACAGCGAGGAGGGAGGUUCAGGAAGAGCUUGGUAUUAUACUUCCGAAGGACGCGUUCGAACAACUAUAUGUUUUGCUUGAAGAAUGGGUCACAAAUGAAGGGAAAUUCAUUAACAAUGAAUACUGUGAUGUCUAUCUUGUGACAACAAUAGACCCAAUUCCACUGGACGCCUUUACCCUUCAGGAAUCUGAGGUUUCAGCAGUUAAAUAUGUACAUUUUGAGGAGUAUAGAAGCUUGCUAGCGAAGAAAGAUCCUCAAUAUGUGCCUUAUGAUGUCAAUGAUCAAUAUUGUAAGCUCUUUGAGAUACUUUCAAAAAGGUACAAACAAAAUGCUGAAACACGUGCUAUGAUUCUACAAAAGCAGCUGAAUCGUUAUGCUCGUGUUUCCCUUGGUGCAGAGUUGACAGGCCUCAGCAGUGAAGACAAGGAAGUUCUGGCAUUACUUGUAAAAGCUGCAAAAAUAAUGGACCACAUUUUCUUCAUUCAGGUCUGGUUCAGCAAUCCAUCUUUGAGAGACUGGCUAGAGCUGCAUGCUGACGAGUCUCCGUUGAACAACUUAAAGUGGAUGUAUUUUGCUGUCAACAAGAGUCCAUGGUCAUGUCUCGAUGAAAAUGAGGCAUUCUUGACCACUGCAGACUCAGCAGUGAAGCUGCUUCCUGAAGCUACAAAGCCAGUGGCAGGGUGGAAGGGAGUUGAAUAUAGGACAGCAUUUUCGGUUGCCAAACCACCUGGUGCAAACUUUUAUCCUCCAGAUAUGGACAAAAUGGAAUUUGAAUUAUGGAAAAAGAGUCUUCCAGAAGAUAAACAGAAAGAAGCGAUUGGCUUUUUCAAUGUAAUCAAAAGGGAAAGUGAGAGAAUAUUGGAUGAGUCUCUUUCAGCAGCCACCCCAGGCAGCGCUCAUGAUUUGUAUAUGGUGCCUUACUCUCAAGAGUAUAAUGCUCUUCUUACUAAGGCUUCUGAUCUAUUGCACAAAGCUGGGGACUUGACCACUUGUUUCAGUUUGAAGAAGCUAUUGCAUAGCAAGGCUGAUGCCUUCCUAUCAAAUGAGUACUACGAUUCAGAUAUUGCCUGGAUGGAAUUGGAUUCAAAGCUGGAUAUUACUAUUGGUCCAUAUGAGACAUAUGAAGACGCACUUUUUGGAUACAAGGCCACUUUUGAGGCAUUUAUUGGAGUUCGGGAUGAUGAGGCUACCUGUCAACUUAAACUAUUUGGUGACCAUUUACAGGUUUUGGAGAAAAAUCUUCCAAUGGACGAUCUUUAUAAAUCAGAAGACGUGACUGCAGCUCCAAUUCGAGUGGUGCGGCUUAUUUAUAAUGCCGGGGACGUGAAGGGCCCACAAACUAUCGCAUUUAACCUUCCAAAUGAUGAACGGAUAGUAAAUGACAAAGGAACCUCUAUGGUCAUGCUGAAGAAUGUUUCAGAAGCAAAGUUUAAACUUAUUCUUCUGCCUAUAGCCCAUGUAUGCGUUAUUGAGGAACAACGUAAGUAUGUGGAUUUCGACUCAUUCUUCACUCACACGAUUUGUCAUGAGUGCUGUCAUGGUAUUGGACCUCAUACAAUCACACUUCCAAAUGGACAAAAGUCGACUGUGAGGCUGGAGUUGCAAGAAGUUCACUCGGCUCUGGAAGAAGCUAAAGCUGACAUUGUUGGCCUUUGGGCUCUAAGGUUUCUUGUUAACAAGAAUCUACUACCAAAGACCUUGCUCAAGUCCAUGUACGUUUCUUUCCUUGCUGGUUGCUUCCGGUCUAUACGGUUUGGCUUAGAGGAAGCUCACGGGAAAGGACAAGCAUUGCAGUUUAAUUAUUUAUUUGAGAAGGGGGCCUUCCUUUUGCAGCCUGAUGGAACAUUUUCUGUUGACUUUGAUAAGGUUGAAGAUGCAGUUGAGAGCUUGAGUAGAGAGAUCCUCACAAUACAAGGAAGAGGCGACAAAGGCGCUGCAGAAGCUCUUCUUUUGAAGUAUUGUGUGAUGACACAACCAUUAAAAUCCGCGCUUGAAAAACUGACAAUGAUUGAGGUUCCAGUUGAUAUACUGCCUCAUUUCCCUAUUGCUGAUGAAGUCUUUGGCAACAAAAUCUGAUUGCUGUUAGGGUUCUGUUCUGAUCCCAGUGAAGCAGGAAAUCUUGCUUAAACCUAAAAAACCAGAAUCAAAGGAGAUUGCAGUGUUUUCGUGUCUUGGCACUUGGCUUGCUUUUGGUCAAUAAUUUGCACUCAAAAUGAUUCAACAUUAUUGUAGGCACUGAAUAAUGGCUAGAUAAAAGAUGCCAUUUGACAAUAUCCUUGUUUAUUUUGUUUUUCAAUAUUACACAAUUUAAAUAAAGUUAAUAACAUUUUUCUUUAAA